Pongo pygmaeus (Bornean orangutan) is the source of this 7205-nucleotide messenger RNA. It is a transcript of the gene STAT5B, whose product is annotated as signal transducer and activator of transcription 5B. NCBI's taxonomy places the organism in Eukaryota, Metazoa, Chordata, Mammalia, Primates, Hominidae. The record is from RefSeq and is a predicted model, not a curated record. The transcript has 20 exons. Gene Ontology annotation, molecular function: DNA binding; DNA-binding transcription factor activity. Bases 2353 to 4716 code for a protein of 787 amino acids. Gene Ontology annotation, biological process: signal transduction; regulation of DNA-templated transcription.
AUGCUCUGCUAAGUUAUUCAUUUCAUAUUGAAGAUGUUUUGAAAAAAAAGGUCGAGUUUGUUUUAACCUUGAACUUUGUAUUAUUUCAAUAUAUUUUCUGCAUUGGCUUUUCCCCUUCAUGGUGAUACCUAUGAAGGCUGCUAGGCUAUGGAUUUCUUUUUCUUAUAAUUCCAUUAGUCACACUUAAUAACUUCUCUAAAUCUUUAUUAUGGUACUUAUUUGGGAAUAUCUGGUAAAGGAAAUCUCUAGUGAAAGAUAUUUUCUCUUGGGUAUAAGUCAUAAGUCAUUGCUAAUACCAGAGAUUUAUGUUCUGCCUUAAUUAAAUUUACAUUAAAUAGUUUCUUUGUAACUAGAAUUAGUGUUUAAAAGAAUUUUCCUGCAUGGACAACAUAGCAAGACCCCAUCUCUACAAAAAAUAAAAAUAUUAGCACGGGGUGCUGGUGUACGCCUAUAGUCCAGCUACUCAGGAGGCUGAGGUCGGAGGAUUGCUUGAGCCUGGGAGGUGGAGGAUACAGUGAGCUGUGAUCGCUCCACUGUACUCUAGCCUGGGUGACAGAGAAAGACCCUGUCUCAAAAUAAAAAUAAAAGAAUUUUAACACUUGACAGAGUUUAAAGAAGAGGAAUGAAAGUAAAUUAUGAGUUGAUAUUUUAAGAGAAUUAAAAUAAAAUUACAGCCUUAAAAAUAGACAUUUUUGAGCCCAGUAGACUUACUUAUUUCAUGUAAAAUUUAAUUAAGUAAAAAUCUAUUUUAGGCCAGGUGAGAUGACUCAUACUUGUAAUCCUAGCACUUUGGGAGGCCGUGGGGGAAGGAUUGCUUGAGGCUGGGAGUUCGAGACUAGCUUGGACAACAUAAUGAGAUCCCAUCUUUAUUUUUAUAUUAAAAAAAAAUCUGGCUGGGCAUGGUGGCCCAUGCCUUUAAUCCCAGCACUUUGGAAGGCUGAGGUGGGCUCGUCGCUUGAGCCCAGGGGUUCAAAAGUAGCCUGGGCAACGUGGUGAAACCUCAUCUCUAUAAAAAUACAAAAAUUAGCUAGACGUGGUGCUGCGUGCCUGUAGUCCCAGCUACUUGGGAGCCUGAGGUGGGAGGGUGGCUUGAGCCCAGGAAGCAGAGGUUACAGUGAGCUGAGAUUGCACCACUGCACUCCAGCCUGGGUGACAGAGUGAGACCCUGUCUCAAAAAUAAAUAAAUAAAAAUAAAAAAUCUAUCUUAACUUGAUUGUGCAUUGUAAUUUAUUAUAGUGAAAUUGCUAUAACAGAAUUUUAUUUUAAGCCAGUUUGGGGAAUACUGAAACAUUUUUAAAAAUCACGUAGUACUUUUUAGUGCUUUUAAAACCUAAAUCCAUAAAGUAGUUAAUUAAAAUGCAUGAAGUAAAUAAGUGUUUUUCUGUAUUAAAGAUAAAACUAUAAACAUAUAUUGUUCAAUAUGCCUACAUAAAUAAAUCAUUCUCUUCUUUUUGGUUCUUUUUUGCUUAUCACCUCUUACCUCCUCUGCUUCCUAAAAACUUGAUAAUCUUGUUUAAUUCAAAAUUAUGUUUUCUGGCCAUACAUGUGCUGGGAUUACAGGCAUGAGCCACCAUGCCCAGCCUUAAUGGUCUUUUUAAAGGAUACCUGAUUUCAGAAGGAACCUUUGAAGAAAUGGCUAGAACUUCUGUGAUUCUUUGGAUAUUGCCUGACAUCUAAGCCAAAUUAGUUGACCUUUUAAUGUUAAAUAAAAUAUUCAAUAACUUUUACUAAUGGGUGGGCUUUAGGGACCCCUUUAUUUUACUACGUUGCCAAAAGUAGGUUCAUUAUAACAUUGAAAACAUCCUGAUGUAAUUUAUUGAAUGUAAAAUUAUUCCUCAAUAAAUUUGAGGAUGAUUUCCAUAAAGGGAAACAAAUUUCUUUCUUCCAAAUAUACUGUGACAGCCUAUUUUGAAAUAUUUAAAAUAUGUCCCUAAAGACGAAAAUUAAAGAGCGGACACAAAGUUGUUAUGCUCUAAGGAGUCAUUCUUUUGAUUUAAAAUUCAUUAUAAUUCCCUGGUUGUCUAGUGUUAGGAUUCAGCACUCUCAUAAAAUUCAUUAUAUUGAUUCUAUAAAAGUAUUGUGUUGAAUUAAGAAACACGUGGACAUUUUUAAGUGUUUCAAAAUAUUUUUGUUAUACCUAGGUUUUCACUGUGAUGGUAUUUGUUGUUUUAGUGGAAUUUGACCUAUAUUUUAUUCUAUAGGAAAAAGAAGAAAGUAAACAUUGGCUAGCCAUCUACCACGCUGUACAGCUAUUUGUGUGUGGUCCCAUUGUGAAUUUUUAACUCCAGGCUCUAUAUUUUUAGUGCUUUGUGAAGAUUGAAUCUGCAAAUCAUCUUUGAAAGAUUGUAAACCAUGGCUGUGUGGAUACAAGCUCAGCAGCUCCAAGGAGAAGCCCUUCAUCAGAUGCAAGCGUUGUAUGGCCAGCAUUUUCCCAUUGAGGUGCGGCAUUAUUUAUCCCAGUGGAUUGAAAGCCAAGCAUGGGACUCAAUAGAUCUUGAUAAUCCACAGGAGAACAUUAAGGCCACCCAGCUCCUGGAGGGCCUGGUGCAGGAGCUGCAGAAGAAGGCAGAGCACCAGGUGGGGGAAGAUGGGUUUUUACUGAAGAUCAAGCUGGGGCACUACGCCACGCAGCUCCAGAACACGUAUGACCGCUGCCCCAUGGAGCUGGUCCGCUGCAUCCGCCAUAUAUUGUACAAUGAACAGAGGUUGGUCCGAGAAGCUAACAAUGGUAGCUCUCCAGCUGGAAGCCUUGCUGAUGCCAUGUCCCAGAAACACCUCCAGAUCAACCAGACAUUUGAGGAGCUGCGACUGGUCACGCAGGACACAGAGAAUGAGUUAAAAAAGCUGCAGCAGACUCAGGAGUACUUCAUCAUCCAGUACCAGGAAAGCCUAAGGAUCCAAGCUCAGUUUGGCCCGCUGGCCCAGCUGAGCCCCCAGGAGCGUCUGAGCCGGGAGACGGCCCUCCAGCAGAAGCAGGUGUCUCUGGAGGCCUGGUUGCAGCGUGAGGCACAGACGCUGCAGCAGUACCGCGUGGAGCUGGCCGAGAAGCACCAGAAGACCCUGCAGCUGCUGCGGAAGCAGCAGACCAUCAUCCUGGAUGACGAGCUGAUCCAGUGGAAGCGGCGGCAGCAACUGGCCGGGAACGGCGGGCCCCCCGAAGGCAGCCUGGACGUGCUACAGUCCUGGUGUGAGAAGUUGGCCGAGAUCAUCUGGCAGAACCGGCAGCAGAUCCGCAGGGCCGAGCACCUCUGCCAGCAGCUGCCCAUCCCCGGCCCAGUGGAGGAGAUGCUGGCCGAGGUCAACGCCACCAUCACGGACAUCAUCUCAGCCCUGGUGACCAGCACAUUCAUCAUUGAGAAGCAGCCUCCUCAGGUCCUGAAGACCCAGACCAAGUUUGCAGCCACUGUGCGCCUGCUGGUGGGCGGGAAGCUGAACGUGCACAUGAACCCCCCCCAGGUGAAGGCCACCAUCAUCAGUGAGCAGCAGGCCAAGUCUCUGCUCAAGAACGAGAACACCCGCAAUGAUUACAGUGGCGAGAUCUUGAACAACUGCUGCGUCAUGGAGUACCACCAAGCCACAGGCACCCUUAGUGCCCACUUCAGGAAUAUGUCCCUGAAACGAAUUAAGAGGUCAGACCGUCGUGGGGCAGAGUCGGUGACAGAAGAAAAAUUUACAAUCCUGUUUGAAUCCCAGUUCAGUGUUGGUGGAAAUGAGCUGGUUUUUCAAGUCAAGACCCUGUCCCUGCCAGUGGUGGUGAUCGUUCAUGGCAGCCAGGACAACAAUGCGACGGCCACCGUUCUCUGGGACAAUGCUUUUGCAGAGCCUGGCAGGGUGCCAUUUGCCGUGCCUGACAAAGUGCUGUGGCCACAGCUGUGUGAGGCACUCAACAUGAAAUUCAAGGCUGAAGUGCAGAGCAACCGGGGCCUGACCAAGGAGAACCUCGUGUUCCUGGCGCAGAAACUGUUCAACAACAGCAGCAGCCACCUGGAGGACUACAGUGGCCUGUCCGUGUCCUGGUCCCAGUUCAACAGGGAGAAUUUACCAGGACGGAAUUACACUUUCUGGCAAUGGUUUGACGGUGUGAUGGAAGUGUUAAAAAAACAUCUCAAGCCUCAUUGGAAUGAUGGGGCCAUUUUGGGGUUUGUAAACAAGCAACAGGCCCAUGACCUACUCAUUAACAAGCCAGAUGGGACCUUCCUGCUGAGAUUCAGUGACUCAGAAAUUGGCGGCAUCACCAUUGCUUGGAAGUUUGAUUCUCAGGAAAGAAUGUUUUGGAAUCUGAUGCCUUUUACCACCAGAGACUUCUCCAUUCGGUCCCUAGCCGACCGCUUGGGAGACUUGAAUUACCUUAUCUACGUGUUUCCUGAUCGGCCAAAAGAUGAAGUAUACUCCAAAUACUACACACCAGUUCCCUGCGAGUCUGCUACUGCUAAAGCUGUUGAUGGAUACGUGAAGCCACAGAUCAAGCAAGUGGUCCCUGAGUUUGUGAACGCAUCUGCAGAUGCUGGGGGUGGCAGCGCCACGUACAUGGACCAGGCCCCCUCCCCAGCUGUGUGCUCCCAGGCUCACUAUAACAUGUACCCACAGAACCCUGACUCUGUCCUUGACACCGAUGGGGACUUCGAUCUGGAGGACACAAUGGAUGUAGCGCGGCGUGUGGAGGAGCUCCUGGGCCGGCCAAUGGACAGUCAGUGGAUCCCGCACGCACAGUCGUGACCCCGCGACCUCUCCAUCUUCAGCUUCUUCAUCCUCACCAGAGGAAUCACUCUUGUGGAUGUUUUAAUUCCAUGAAUCGCUUCUCUUUUGAAACAAUAUUCAUAAUGUGAAGUAUUAAUACUAGUUGUGACCUUAGUGUUUCUGUGCAUGGUGGCACCAGCGAAGGGAGUGCGAGUAUGUGUUUGUGUGUGUGCGUGUGUGUGUGUGCGUGCUUGCACGUUAUGGUGUUUCUCCCUCUCACUGUCUGAGAGUUUAGUUGUAGCAGAGGGGCCGCAGACAGAGGCUGUGGUGGUUUUUACUUAGUGCAAAAAGGCAGUGAGUUUCGUGAAGCCUGGAAGUUGGCCAUGUGUCUUAAGAGUGGCUGGACUUUGACGUGUGGCUGUUUGAGUAAGAGAAGGACAAAGGGAGGAGAAAGCACAUGUGCUCCAGUGAGUCUUUGUCACUCUGUCUGCCAAGUAAUUGAUAUAUAACCGUGAUUGUCUCUGCUUUUCUUCUGAAAUGUAGAUAACUGCUUUUUGACAAAGAGAGCCUUCCCUCUCCCCCACCCCUGUGUUCUUGGAUAGGAAUGGGAAAAGGGGCAACCUACAAAGAUUGUUGGGGCAAGGGAAGUCACAGGUUUUCGGAUGGGCGGUGGCUUUUCACAAAACAUUUAGCUCAUCUUAUUCUCUCUUUGUCCUCUCUCCCCUCCUGGAAUUGCCACUCAGUUCCCCUGGGUGUGCACACAUGUUUGGAGAAAUAGAGGAGAGAAAAGAGGGCCACGUAACUGAGAGCUUACAGUGCCAAUGCCGUUUGUGUUCUGGCCAGAGUGGAGCACGCAGCCCUGACUCCCAGGCGCUGAGACUGUUGCCUGGUUACCCAGGAAGCUACUGUUCCGGCUGCCCAGCCUUUCUCUGAGCCAGCGGAUGCACAGUCCGCGGCGUUCUUCAGGCUUAUUGAUAAUGCUUUUUGCAAAUGUUGAAUCAUGGUUCUGUUUCUAAGUUGGAUCUUUUUUGUUUUCUCCUUCCCACCCUAAUUUGACAUCAAAAUUCUCUAUUGUGCAUUGGGCCCUGGGUCAUUCAAACCCAGGUCACCUCAUUUCCCUUCUCUGUUCACACCUAAUGUCUUGAAGAGUAGGUGGCAGCAGUGUGGGCUGAACCUAGGCCAGCUUGCUCAGCGGGUCACCCUGCUGUGAAGUCCUGGCAGGUAUUGGUAAUGUGUGGAAAUGCAGUCAGCAAGUUUGCUGGGGAGUUUGAUAAAAGUAUAAAACAAAACAAAAAAAGCCUCGGUAUAAUUUUGUUCCGUGACUGCUUCUGUAGCUUUACACCAGAAGGAAGGAAUGGGCUACAGCAGGCAGUGGAGGAAGAGGAGGGUGAGCAGGUGUAUUAAAAUAGCUUACGGGUAAGGCCUAAAAGGUCACCCCUCGGCCACCUCUCCAAAAGAAGGGCAUGAGCACCCCCAGGAGAGGAUGGCCCCAAAAACCUUAUUUUUAUACAUGAGAGUAAAUAAACAGAUAUUUUUUUUACAAAAAUAACUUCUGAAUUUAUCAGUGUUUUGCUGUUAAAAAUAUUCCUCUAUAGUAAAUUAUUUAUUGGAAGAUGACUUUUUUAAAGCUGCCGUUUGCCUUGGCUUGGUUUCAUACACUGAUUUAUUUUUCUAUGCCAGGCAGUAGAGUCUCUCUGCCUCUGAGGAGCAGGCUACCCGCAUCCCACUCAGCCCCUCCCUACCCCUCAAGAUUUGAUGAAAAUUCCAACCAUGAGGAUGGGUGCAUCGGGGAAGGGUGAGAAGGAGAGCCUGCCUGCUCAGGGAUCCAGGCUCAUAGAGUCGCUCCCUGCCCGUCACCCAGAGAUGCUUCACUGGCACCUGCCUCUGAGACCUCGCUCUCUGUUACAGCAACCCUGGUUGGGGGGUCAGACUUGAUACACUUUCAGGUUGGGAGUGGACCCACCCCAGGGCCUGCUGAGAACAGAGCAGCCAGGCUGUCCUGGCUCACUUUGCAACUGGCACUGGGUUGGGGAGGAAGAGAGCUGAUGAGUGUGGCUUCCCUGAGCUGGGGUUCCCCUGCUUGUCCAGUUGUGAGCUGUCCUUGGUGUUACUGAGGCUGUGCCUAGAGAGUGGAGAUUUUUGAUGAAAGGUGUGCUUGCUCUCUGCGUUCUAUCUUCUCUCUCCUCCCUGUUCCUGCAAACCACAAGAAAAGGUAGUGGUGUGUCUCGACCCCAUCAGCCUCUCACCCACUCCCAGACACACACAAGUCCUCAAAAGUUUCAGCUCCGUGUGUGAGAUGUGCAGGUUUUUUCUAGGGGGUAGGGGGAGACUAAAAUCGAAUAUAACUUAAAAUGAAAGUAUACUUUUUAUAAUUUUUCUUUUUAAAACUUGGUGAAAUUAUUUCAGAUACAUAUUUUAGUGUCAAGGCAGAUUAGUUAUUUAGCCACCAAAAAAAAGUAUUGUGUACAAUUUGGGGCAGUCACAAAGUUGUGUAUUUUAUGUUACAAUAAAGGCUUCCUCUGAAGGGA